Fopius arisanus is the source of this 1443-nucleotide messenger RNA. RefSeq lists its product as uncharacterized. The record is from RefSeq and is a predicted model, not a curated record. The transcript is spliced from 2 exons. Gene Ontology annotation, molecular function: catalytic activity. NCBI's taxonomy places the organism in Eukaryota, Metazoa, Arthropoda, Insecta, Hymenoptera, Braconidae. Bases 1 to 1443 code for a protein of 480 amino acids.
AUGGCCAGAGUGAAGGACGAGGGAACAGAACUCCUGCUUGGUUGUAAUGCGAACUCACACCAUCUGGGGUGGGGAAGCUCAAAUACCAAUGCCAGGAGAGAAGCCCUACACGACUUCAUGAUGGUCAACGACCUGCUACUCCUGAAGAGAGGAACCGAGCCGACCCUCACAAACUGUAGAAAGCAAGAAGUGCUGGAUAUCACCAUAUGCACAAGAAAUCCGAAAAAAACGGACUGGACGGGGUACAAGGAGGAGCUCUCACUGAGAAUCCAGGACGUACCCAGUAGGUUCGAGAACGAGGAGCGACUGGAAUAUGCAGGCGAAGCUUUCGGAGAAUCAAUCACAAGCUCUUUUGAAACCAACUGUGUAAUGCGUGCCAUCAAAGGAACCAAACAGGUGAGCUGGUGGAGCACAAUCUUAGCUAACCUGAGGGACCAGGUACGGCGGGCGUGGAACAAAGUGAAAAACUCUUGCAGCAAUCUAUGCAGGAGGAAGGCCGCGGAGAAACGUAAACUACUCCAGGAGAAAUUCAACAAAGCCCUGGCGAAAGCUAGGAGAGAAAGGUGGAAGAAAUUCAGCAGCGGAAUCGAGAACCUGUCCGAGGCCUCCAGGCUGGUUAAAUUACUGGGGGGUCAGGGUGUGGCCAAUCAAGGCUAUUUAUUGAAGCCAGAUAGCAACUAUACCUGGACCUCGGAGGAAUCUCUUCAACUCCUGCUUGAGGAGCACUUUCCUGGCUUCACAGGCACGGAAAGCGCGAAAGAGGCUGCAAAGGAAACUAGAAACCGGUAUAAAUCACAGGAUUGGGCUCUAUCAGCCGAAAUCGUCUACCCACAGGUAGUAAAAUCGGCAAUGAAAUUCUUUGAACCCCGCGAAGCACCAGGACCGGAUGGUAUCUACCCGGUGUUACUACAACGAGAAAUCCAUGUCAUCGUCGGGCCUCUUACUAAAAUUCUGAGAGCCAGCGUAGGACUGAGAACUGUACUACGAGUUUGGGGGGAAUCGAAAAUAGUGUCCCUACCCAAGCCCGGUCCAAACGGCUAUAUCAAGAGAAGAAACUUUCGACCCAUCAGCCUAACCUCCUUUGUUUUGAAAAUAUUAGAGAGGCUCGUAGAUAGAUACAUAAAAAUCACACUGCUAAUAGCCAGGCCGUUGUGUUCUGCACAAUACGCCUACAGGGAGGGGUCCACUGAGACCAGCCUUCAACACCUGGUGGCAAAGGUUGAGGAGGAGGAGAAGAGCCAUUGGCACAGACUGGGGCUUGAGCCGAAAGAUCAGUCUAUGGCUGUACAAGAUGGUUCUGCUGCCACGGCUGAUGUACGUAGCUGUGGUCUGGUGGCCCGGGGCAAAGAGGGUGGAGAUAAGGAACCGGCUCAAAUGCCUACAGGGAAAUUUCCUGACACCCACGGAUACCCUGAAAAUAGCCCUGGACCUACCUCCACUUGA